AUGAAGAUCCUUCCUGUAGUGCUCAUUUCUGCAGCUUUUUUCAUUUUCGGCGCCCUGGCAUCGGGUGACGUAAUACCCGUUUCGGAUGAUUUUAGUUCGAAAAUUAAUUUAAAUUCAGUUCCACAGUCCCAAUCGGUAACUGAAGGCCAAGAGGUUGAGUGGAAGGCGGUCUUUUAUCCGAUGGUAAAGCCCCUCAUGAAGUAUGUCGAGGAGUGUCAUGACAAGGAAUCGCAGUUCAAAAAAGAAUACUCAGAGUUGCAGAAAAAGUACACGGACUUGCAGGAAAGCUAUUCCGACUUGCAAAGAAGGGAACUGGAGAAGUCUACCCUUAUAUCACAUUUACAAAAGGAUAAAUCGGACUUGCAAAAUAGGGAAUACUCAGAGUUGCAGAAAAAGUACACGGACUUGCAGCAAAAGGGUCUGGAAAAUUAUGACCAGUUAUCAAAGUUCCAGAAAAACUACUCCGACUUGCAGAAAGAGUAUUCAGAUUUGCAGAAAAGCCAUUUGGACUUGCGGAACAGGAAGGUGAUUGAAGUUGAAAAUCUAAAAUCUCAAAUUGGUUCAAAAAACGUGGAGAUCAAAUUACUAAAAGAUCAAAUAAGUGAAUUAAAUAAAACAAAUGAACUUGCUACAAAAAUACUCCGCGACGACAUUGCCAAAUUGGGCGAAAUAUUGAGGAAAAAAAAUUCGGAUAAUGGAACAGCAAGUCCAUUACCAAUCAGGACAGUCCAGCAACAACCUCCACCCUCCAAAGAUCGGUGUCCGCAAAUCCAAAAUGAAACUAGGAUCGUCCAAGAAAUCCAAAUUCCAGGUUCAGAUCCAUUUAAAGUGGUCUGUUACUCAAAUGAGGAGAUUGGUUCUGGUUGGAUGAUGGUUUAUAACCAUUGGGAUAAAACAAAUUAUUUUAAUCGCACGUAUGAGGAAUUUGAAAGAGGAAUCGGAAAUAUCGGGACGCAUUAA
This is a messenger RNA of Drosophila bipectinata, 960 nucleotides long. The record is from RefSeq and is a predicted model, not a curated record. NCBI's taxonomy places the organism in Eukaryota, Metazoa, Arthropoda, Insecta, Diptera, Drosophilidae.